Molecule: messenger RNA, 3148 nt
Organism: Ixodes scapularis (black-legged tick)
Lineage: Eukaryota; Metazoa; Arthropoda; Arachnida; Ixodida; Ixodidae
Exons: 2
Coding region: 1181-3136 (651 amino acids)
Source: RefSeq, a predicted model, not a curated record
CUCGGCUUCCACCACCAUAGCCGACUCGAAGCAGAACGCGGCCUUGGAAGUAGUGAUAUGCGAACACUGAAAAGACGCCACAUAAUCGGCCACCAUGUCACGCGCAACAAUAGAGUUUUUUCGUGGAUUGUUCCGAUAUUUAUAUUUUGCAUAUACAAGGGAGGCGGAUUAUCGGGUAUCGUUAUCAGUGUCGUGGGCAGUAUCUACUAAAAGUCUCUUAUCGAGUAUGUGGAAGACCUUGAAGAUAACCUCCUCUAUACGGGGGGGAAAACAUCGACGGUGGAGCCAUGUGGAGCGCGGUCGCAGGAAAAAAAGGAGAGGAGAAGCGCGCGAAGCGGCAAACAAUAGGGUAGAUGCGGCGCAGAGACGGUGAGUCCUUUCCGCGAUUCAAAAAAAAAUUGUUUCUGCGUUUGUCCGCACCUGUUUCCAGAGGUUUUGCAUUAACACGCACUAGGGUCGAUAUGAGACUUAGUGUGAAGCAAAAAAAAUGCGCUGCACAGGUGUUUGCUCUUUCGAAAGACGUUCUUCCGCGCCCAUUGUUACGCGUUGGAAACAAACUUUAUGCAUUUUUACUUUUUAAAGCGAAAGUUUCACACCAGCCUUAGCUAACGCCUUCGGAAGGCUGCUUUACGGAAAAGGUAGACGGAUGCAUCUGUUCCCAUAGCGUUGAGAUUAACAUGUACCAGGGUCGAUAUAAGAUUUAGUGUGAAGCAAAAAAUUGCGCUGCGCUCGUGUUUAACCUUUCGUUCUGACGGCCACUGUUUUCAGCGACGUGCCAGAUCGCAGGAGGACGGCGAAGGGGAAAGGGUUGACGUCCUCUCCGCGAUUCCAAAAAAAGAAAAAAACAGUUCUUUCUUCGUUUGUCCACUCGCUCUUGUGUGGCGCUAGCAAAGUUCCACCGCUCCCCCCUCUCCUACUGCUGGCGGCCACUUUUUUAAGCGACGUGCCAGAUGUUAUCAGUAUAGAGGAGUUUAUGCGUCGAAGGACGCUAUUUCGAGUGGAUUUUCUCGGAGCAGUUUAUUUAUCAAUGACCUCGGAAUAGAGAUAUUGCAAAUAAAGAAGGAGGUAUCGGAUAUUUAAGCGAUCGCCCACUAGCGCAGGACUACUAGUCACGCUCUCAAUUAGACAACGAUCAGGACUUUCCCCGCUAUCCUUCGGAUCCACCACUUCCAGUAAAGCUAUGGAGCUCGAUCAUCAGACUGUCAGCAGGUGGACGAUAUACGAGACCGUGAAGACCACAUUCCCUGUACUGGAGAGGGGGUGUACUUCCGGGUCUACGUGCGGGCUACUCUUAAUGCAUCAUGUCUUAACAGCAAUUAAUGCUAUACUUUUUGUCGUGGGACUUGAAAUUGUCGAGAUUUCAGCGAAAUGCCUUGCGGUAGAAUGUGUGAACACGGGCGAAGGCGUGGAGGACGACAUGGACUACACCAAGGAAUCGGAGGCGGCCAUGAUAAUGUACCUUCUCUUCAGGCAACAUUCGUGCGUAAUUCGACUAAAUGCUUCGAAAUUGGUAGGCAAAAGUACCGUAAUGUUUAGAGAUUUGAUUUUGUGCGGCAUACGCCAAAAUUCGUCUAUUAGAGAAUUGGUUGUAGAUGAAACUUGCACGGAAACCGACAUGUUUGACAUGGAGCAAGUAACCAAGGACAUGAUGGAUCUGCAUCGGGCCAUUGAACACCUCCGUAAUCUACGUAUCGUAAAUAUAAUGACCACCAUGUAUGAGGAAUUCUCAACUCACCUGUUGAGGUGGAUAUUAGAGUUUCAAAUCGGACUGGAGGAGUUAUCUUACGAUAUUGAAUUUGUAGAUCUGAGGUCCGUGCAAGCAAUGCUAGAGAGGCCGGGCUGCGCCCUCAAAAACUUGCACUUUGAUGGAGGUAUUAUAGAGGCAGAUUUUCUGCGCGCAAUGACGUCUAUCAGACGCCUAAAGUUGACUGGCCUUCACAUCGAAAACGAGGCCGUCGUUGAAUUGGCGCGCUUGUUGAUGAAGACAAAUUGCAUGAUCGAGACGCUCGAAAUCAAUUUCACCAACCUAAACGACGAUAUGGUAUCCUAUCUGGCUGAGGCCGUUGCCCAUAAUCGGUCUUUAAUCGAAAUUAAUCUAAUAGAUAACAUGGCCUUGUCUACGCGCAGCCUACGGGUUUUGAUAGAGGCUUUAUCCAUCAACAAGAGCCUACAAGUCAUGACGCUUGGUGCCGUGACAGAUUUCGACGAAUUGGCGCAGCUGGCCAUCGAGCGAGGUCAGUGCCAGCGCUUGAAUUUGGUCGUUUCGUCCGAUGGCCGCAUAAAUGUAGAAUUAUUGGCACAAUUUAAAUACGUAAGCAUAGAAUAUGGAAUGUCAGGCGAGAUUCACCAAUACCUCGGUGAGACUUUUGACGCCCUCCGCGCCUCCCCGCACGUGCAACACGUAUAUAUCUUUGCCAACUUUUUGAUCAGUGUGGAUCGAAAGGUGGCCGCUUUCAUAGCAGACUCUAAGACUCUGAAGACCUUCACUCUAGUCACGUGUGGAAAAGAACGCCAGUUGGUCGUAAAGACAGUUUUGGAAGGCUUAUCGGAAAACCACGGACUAGAAUCGUUCGAAUGGUUGAACUGUGUCGUCGCGAGCUCGGAAGCCCUGCAAAGUCUCUACAAAGUUUUCAAAAACAACGAGACGUUGAUUAAACUGUGCUUGUCGACGAGGCCAUGCGGCAUCGAUUAUUACGCUGGCUUCGAGGGACUUAACCCUCGGCUUCGAUGUGUCGAGCUGCAUAAUGAUUACAACGUUCGCCCCGGAGGAUCGGGAGUGUUCGUCAUACAAGAGGCAGUGCGACAAAACAGGUGGCUCUUGAACAGAGCCGCAGAGUUUGUGGCCGAUCCAAGCGUCGCGGAUGCUGCUCCGGACAUGUACGACGUGCGGGCUCUGGAAUCUCUGCUGUGCGAUGUACGCCCCCCAUCACCAUCUACGUCCAAGGACGGCUGUUGUGUGAAUGUCAACUCGAGUGAAGUGGACGUCUUGGCGCGGGCUCGCCGCUACAUUCGUGAAAACUUUUUUCAACUGGCAAGAAUAUGUGACAGUGAAAUGUCUGUGUGUGCCUUUCCAUUUUUAAACAGAGAAUGUUGGGAGGCGGUCGCCUCGUAUUUGAAGCUAAAGGACAUCAAAUAAACAUCUUUAUAC